Molecule: messenger RNA, 944 nt
Organism: Dicentrarchus labrax (European seabass)
Lineage: Eukaryota; Metazoa; Chordata; Actinopteri; Moronidae
Product: troponin I, slow skeletal muscle-like
Exons: 8
Coding region: 83-652 (189 amino acids)
Biological process (GO): muscle contraction
Cellular component (GO): troponin complex
Source: RefSeq, a predicted model, not a curated record
GCCCAUUGUCCUCAGCAGCCGCUGUUUGACUCUGCAGACACCCAUUCACAGCUGAAGUGAGGAGCCUGACAGACCAGGAGCCAUGAAUGCCAAAUGGGAUAAGCCGAAGUCGAAGAUUUCGGCUUCCCGCAAGCUCUCCCUCAAGAUGCUUCUCCUCACAAGAGCCUGUGAGGAUUUGGAGAGGGAGAAGCAGGAGAGGGAGGAAGAAAAAGUGCGCUAUAUAGCAGAAAAGUUGCCCCCUUUGCAACUGUCUGGAUUAUCAAUGGAUGAGCUACAAAAAAUAUGCAAACAGCUUCAUUCAAAAAUUGAUGUUGUGGAUGAAGAAAGAUAUGACUGUGAAUCCAAAGUUAACAAGCACAACAAAGAUAUCCACGAGCUGAAGCUGAAGGUACAGGACCUUGGAGGCAAGUUCAAAAAGCCUGCCCUGAGGAAGGUGAGGGUGUCAGCAGAUGAGAUGAUGAGAGCUCUCCUGGGCUCCAAACACAAGGGCUCGAUGGAUCUCAGAGCCAACCUGAAGUCUGUGAAGAAGGAGGAUGUCAAAACAGACAAGGUGCUCACUAGUGAAGUGGGCGACUGGCGUAAGAAUGUGGAGGCCAUGUCAGGCAUGGAGGGCCGCAAGAAGAUGUUCGAUACAGGCGGCGGAGGACAGUGAGGAGCACUGCAAAUGAUGAAGUUGGUCAACGAAGAGCAGGAAAGAGGAUAUUGUCUAGACAGAAAUAUGGAAUACUUAUCUGGAGGCUAAAUAACUUGGAAGCUGUAGGAAUUAAGUACAAGCAUGUAUAACCCUUAGUACAUCAGCUCCAUUUGCUUGAUGGCCAUUUUCUGUGCAUUGACUCUAAGCACUCAAAGUGUAGGAUGAGUAGAGACCCAUUGUUUUUUUAUUACCAACGUACCUUUGUUUUGCUAUGACAUAUUUAGACAAUUAAAGCAGAUACGAAUAAAGA